This is a messenger RNA of Paramisgurnus dabryanus, 8075 nucleotides long. RefSeq names its product myosin X, like 3 (gene myo10l3). Gene Ontology annotation, molecular function: cytoskeletal motor activity; protein binding; ATP binding. The record is from RefSeq and is a predicted model, not a curated record. Gene Ontology annotation, biological process: signal transduction; axon extension. Lineage: Eukaryota; Metazoa; Chordata; Actinopteri; Cypriniformes; Cobitidae. Gene Ontology annotation, cellular component: myosin complex; axonal growth cone; cytoskeleton.
CGCGAGCACGCGCCGCCCGAGAGGAGCAGAAGAUCUGCUGGGAUGCACACGACUUUCUUGUAAUAAACUCCGGAGAUAUCUACCCGUUAUACUGGUUUCGGAUUCGGUUUGUCAAGUUUUUGAAUAAACUGAAGCUUUAUUGAGGAAUUACUGUCCGGACACGCGAUGGGAACUUGGGCUCAAUAAAGCGCGUGAAUGUAGAGCAUCUAUAAAGUGUGCGGAGUCAGUGGUACCCUGAUCACUCCAAAAACCAGACAGGAGGACUUACAGAAAUGGAAACAUUCUUCGUUGAGGGUGCUCGCGUGUGGGUGCGAGACAAGGAGCAGCUCCUGCCCUCCGCCGUCAGCAGCUGCGAUGAGCAAAGCCUUAUCCUUACCACCGACUAUGGAGAGGUGAUAACUCUGGAUCAGAGUGAGGUGAACAGGCUCAAAGUUUCACCCAUGCACCCCACCAGCAUAAAUGGAGUGGAGGAUAUGUCAACGCUGGCCGAGUUGCAUGAGGCCGCCAUCAUGCACAACCUCUUCCUACGAUAUCAGAAGGACCUUAUUUAUACUAACAUUGGCUCCAUUCUAGCAGCUGUAAAUCCUUAUAAGCAGAUAGCAGGUCUUUAUGAUCCAGAAGCAGUAGAUCUGUACAGCAAACAUCACCUGGGUGAGCUGCCGCCACACAUCUUUGCUGUAGCCAACGAGUGUUACCGCUGCCUCUGGAAGAGACAUGAUAGUCAGUGUGUGCUUAUCAGUGGUGAGAGCGGUGCUGGGAAGACGGAAAGCACCAAACUGCUUCUGAAGUUUCUGUCCGUCAUGAGUCAGAACUCCACAGGUUCUCCACUGUCAGAGAGAACCACACGGGUGGAGCAGGCCAUCGUACAGAGCAGUCCAAUAAUGGAGGCAUUUGGAAAUGCAAAAACGGUUUACAACAACAACUCCAGUCGCUUUGGCAAAUUCAUUCAGCUUCACUUCUCACAGUGUGGAAACAUUCAGGGUGGCUGUAUCAUUGAUUACUUACUUGAAAAGAAUCGAGUUGUCCGGCAGAAUCCUGGAGAGAGGAACUAUCAUAUAUUUUAUGCGUUGUUGUCAGGGGCUCAACUUACUCACAGAGAAAUGUAUAUGUUGGCUGAUUCUCCUGAAGCGUAUCAUUAUCUGAAUCAGUCUGGCUGUGUAAAGGACAGAAGUCUGGAUGACAAACAACUUUAUGCUAGCGUGAUGGAAGCUUUGAAGGUGAUGGAGUUCACUGAGGAAGAGAUACGAGACGUCUUUAAGCUCCUCUCUGGGGUCUUACAGAUCGGCAACAUUGAGUUCAUGACUGCGGGAGGUGCUCAGAUCACCACCAAAGGAGUGGUCAAUGUGGUCAGUGAUCUGCUGGGACUGGACUCCUUUCAGCUGUCUGAGGUUCUGACUCAACGCUCCAUGAUUCUAAGAGGAGAAGAAAUCUGCUCACCACUCACUGUAGAACAGGCGAUCGAUUCCCGGGACUCCGUGGCCAUGGCAUUGUAUUCCCAAUGCUUUUCUUGGAUCAUCACCAGAAUCAACCAGAAAAUCAAAGGAAAAGACAACUUCAAGUCCAUUGGCAUUUUAGACAUCUUUGGCUUUGAGAACUUUGAGGUAAACCGGUUUGAGCAGUUUAACAUUAACUAUGCCAACGAGAAGCUCCAGGAGUACUUCAACAAGCACAUCUUCUCACUGGAGCAACUUGAAUAUAACAGGGAGGGGAUACACUGGGAAGCUAUCGAUUGGAUGGACAACGCGGAGUGUCUGGACCUGAUUGAAAAGAAACUGGGCAUGUUGGCUCUUAUCAAUGAAGAGAGCAGAUUCCCCAAAGGCACCGACUACACCCUGCUGGAGAAACUCCACAGUCGGCAUGCGGCGAACCCUUACUACGUGAAACCCAGAGUGACUGACCAUCAGUUUGGUAUCAAACAUUAUGCAGGAGAGGUGUUGUAUGAUGUGCGUGGCAUCCUAGAGAAGAACAGAGACACAUUCAGAGAUGAUAUUCUCAACAUGCUUAAGGACAGCAGGCUUGACUUCAUUUAUGACCUGUUUGAGCGUGUUGGUAGCAGGAAUGGAGAUGAAACGCUGAAGAUGGGCACUGCCCGCCGAAAACCUACUGUCAGUUCUCAGUUCAGGGAUUCUCUUCAUGCACUGAUGGCCACUUUAAGUGCCUCCAAUCCUUUCUUCGUACGUUGCAUCAAACCUAACAUGGAAAAGAAUGCGAAUAAAUUUGAUCCAGAAGUGGUUUUGAAUCAGCUGCGUUAUUCAGGAAUGCUUGAGACGGUAAAAAUCCGAAGAGCCGGUUUUCCUGUACGGAGAACCUUUCAUGACUUCCUCAGCAGAUACACAAUGAUCCUGAGAGACAGAAAACAUACAGCGGACGAAAGGAAGAAAUGUGCAGAUCUGCUCGCAAAGUAUGACGACACAGAAAAAGAGUGGCAGCUGGGAAAGACUAAGGUGUUCCUCAAGGAAGUUCUGGAGCAGAGGCUGGAGAAGGAACGUGAGGAGGUGCGCACAGCAGCUGGUAUGGUGAUCCGGGCCCACAUUCUAAGUUAUGUGGCAAGAAAACACUAUCAAAAAGUCCGGAGCAGCACCAUCACGAUCCAAAAGAACUACCGCGCUCACUUCUGGAGAAAAGUCUUCCUGCGUUUGCGCUCUGCCACGCUGGUUCUCCAGAAACACCUUCGCGGACGGCACGCUCGCCAACUCUACCGCCAGCUCUUGGAGGAAAAACUAAAGAGAGAAGAGGAAGAGAGAAUCAGACGUGAGGAAGAAGAGAGGAAACGACAAGAGGAGCUAAGGAGACUUGAAGAAGAGAAAAGGAGAGAGGAGGAAGAGAAGCAGAGACUUCGAGAAGAGGAGGAACAGAGGAGGAUAGAGGAAGAGGCUUUGCGGAUACAGCAGGAGGAGGACGAGUUUAACAGGACGCAGGAAGAGCUGAAAAGGAAGAUAUUGCAGGAGGCAGAGGACAGAGAGGCAGGGCACAGCAGGAAUCUAGUGGAACAUAAUCAUCAUAACCACAAGAGGGCGUCCCACAGCCUGUGCCAAUACUCAUCUGAAGAGGAGAGUCGUCAGAUGGAGGAGAUCCUGCGACUGGAGCGAGAGAUUGAACGGCUACAGAGACAGAGAGACGAAGGUGUGUCCUUGCUGAACGAGAACUCCAGAGACGAACUGCGGCAGAAGAGAGACGCUGAGAUCUACCGCCUAGAGAAAGAGGCUUCACGCGUGGCCACUGAGUUUCUGGAGAUGCUAGAUUUUGGCGGGUUGGAGCAGUCACUCUCUAGCGAAGAGAACCUUCACGACCCAGCCGAGAGCACGGCACCUUUGGCUGAGGAGGAGGUGGACGAAGGCUUCCACGCGGACGACGAGUGCAUACCGCUUCCCGAUUUCCCUCCGCCGUCUCCCCUGCCUCUGGACAAAGAAAUUCUUUCGAGUCUUCCACCUCCACCACCCGCCUUUGCGGAAGGUCUGGAGGCCACGUUUUCACCUGAAAGGAUGGAGCGGCCAAAAUCCAGUAGCUCCCUUAAUCAAAACAGACUUUCAGACAUUCCCCCACCUCCACCUUUACCUCCACCCCCACCUCCACCUUCAAUUCCAGCUCCUCCUCCACCUACACUGACUUUACCCAGAGAAGAUUAUGGAGUGGUAUAUAAAAACUCGAGGAAAACAGUAGCAGGGUUUGUGCUGAAGGAAGAGGAGACUAACUUCAGUAUUAUUCCAGAUACAGAGUCAGACUAUGACCAAGAGGAGUUUGAGGAGGCGUUGGGGAGUUGUGGGGACGCAGGAAGUACGAACGAUGGACACCUCACUGAUGAGGAAGUGCUUCGCAGGUCCUGUACAUACAAUAGCAUCGACUCCUUCAGAGGAAGUUCAGAUUCAUUCAUUGACAGUAAUGAUGAGAACGAUGGAUAUGUGGACACAGAUGAGGAGGUGUCGAAUUGUAGAGUGCAUCUCCUUAAUGGAAGUGGACCUCCGUAUUUCCACAGCUACCUUUACAUGAAGAGUGGACUGAUGAUCCCAUGGCGUAGACGUUGGUGUGUUUUGAAGGACGAGACCUUCAUGUGGUUUAGGGCCAAGCAGGACUCUCUCAAGUCAGGCUGGCUGUACAAGAAAGGGGGAGGAAUGUCCACCCUGUCCCGCAGGAACUGGAAGAUGCGCUGGUUCGUCCUUCGGGAUUCAAAACUCAUGUAUUUCGAGAACGACAGCGAGGAGAAACUUAAAGGAACCAUUGAUGUUCGCGCUGCCAAGGAGAUUGUGGACAACCAUGAGAAGGAGAAUGCACUGAACAUUGUGACCGAAGACAGGACGUACCAAAUCUAUGCAGAAUCACCUGAGGACGCUAGUGGAUGGUUUAACGUGCUAAGUCGAGUCCACUGUGCAACACAAGAACAGCUUUUGCAGAUGCAGCAUGAGCAGGCCAAUCCCAAAAAUGCAGUCGGAACACUGGAUGUUGGGCUUAUAGACUCUGUGUGCGCCUCUGAUAAUCCAGACAGGCCCAACUCAUUUGUUAUAAUCACUGCGAAUCGUGUGAUUCACUGUAACACUGACACGCCAGAGGAAAUGCAUCACUGGAUCGGCCUCUUGCAAAAACCCAAAGGAGACUCCAGAAUAGACGGCCAGGAAUUUAUAGUGAGAGGUUGGCUGCAUAAAGAGAUGAAGACGAGUGGGAAAACAUCUCUCAAACUAAAAAAACGCUGGUUUGUUCUGACCAACAACUCACUGGAUUAUUACAAAUCAUCAGAGCGCAGUGCUUCAAAACUGGGCACGCUGGUCCUCAACAGCCUGUGUUCUGUAGUUCAGCCCGAUGAGAAGGUUUUCAAGGAAACGGGUUACUGGAACAUAAUAGUCCAUGGAAGGAAGCAUUCUUACCGUCUCUACACCAAGCUACUGAACGAAGCCAUGAGAUGGGCUUCAGCCAUUCAGGCGGCCAUAGACAACAAGGUUCCUAUAGAAACACCAACCCAGCAACUGAUCCGAGACAUCAAGGAGAGCAGUCUUAAUGUGGAGGCUGUGGAGCAGAUGUAUUGGAGAAACCCAAUCCUGAGAUAUACCCAGCACCCACUGCACUCACCCCUGCUUCCUCUACCAUACGGGGAGGUUAAUGUCAGCUUGCAAAAGGAAAAGGGUUACACCAGCCUGCAGGAUGAGGCUGUGAAGAUCUUUAACUCCUUGCAGGAAAUGGAGGCUGUGUCAGAUCCAAUGCCCAUCAUUCAAGGCAUCUUACAGACAUGCCAAGAUCUGCGGGCACUCAGAGAUGAAGUCUACUGUCAGCUGAUCAAACAAACCAAUCACGUACCUCAGCCCAACAGCCUCGCAAACCGUGCCCAUUGGCAUCUGCUCACCUGCAUGAGCUGCACAUUCCUGCCCAGCCGUGGCAUUCUCAGAUACCUCAGAUUUCAUCUGAAGAGGAUAAAGGAACUAUUCCCAGGAACAGAAAUUGAGAUGUUUGCUGUGUUUAUUGGAGAAUCGCUGAAAAAGACCAAGGCAAGGGAGUUUGUGCCAUCGCAAGAUGAAAUUGUCGCCCUUCUGAACAGACGAGAGAUGACAACCACAGUUUACUGCCAUGGUGGAGGUUCAUGCAAGAUUUCCAUCAACUCUCACACUACAGCAGGAGAGGUUGUAGAGAAACUGAUCCGUGGUUUGGCUAUGGAGGACAGCAGGAAUAUGUUUGCUUUGUUCGAACACAACAACACGAUCGACCGGGCCGUGGAGAGCAGAGUGAUUGUGGCCGAUGUGUUGGCCAAGUUUGAGAGGCUGUCAGGAAAUGAGGUGGAGGAAGAUGGUCCUUGGAAACUUUACUUCAAACUUUACUGUUUCUUAGAUGUGGAGAGCAUGCCGAAAGAAGGAGUAGAGUUUGUCUUCAUGUUUGAACAGGCCCAUGAGAGUUUGAUAAGCGGUCACUUUCCUGCCCACGAGGAGACACUUCAGCACCUUGCUGCUUUGCGCCUACAGUACCUGCAUGGAGAUGCGUCACGGGUACACUGGAGUUUGGAUAGCAUCUACCCCACCGGCCGUCUGCGCAACCGCAUACUUCAGUUCACCAAAGCAGGAGGAGCAUCAGGACAGUCACAGACUCUGGAAAGAAGGAGGACGAGCUUCCUGGACGGGACACUGAGGCGCGGGCUAAAGACGGGCACUAUGAAGAAACAGCGGAGUAUGCAGGAAGAGCAGAUGCUGGAAAUGUGGAUCAAGGAAGAGACGUCAGCCACCAGAGCCAGUAUUACGGAGAAAUGGGGUCGACUGCAUGGGGUGGAUCAGCACCAAGCCAUGGUCAGAUACAUGAACAUCAUUAAAGAAUGGCCCGGAUAUGGAUCAACGUUAUUUGAUGUGGAGUGUAAAGAAGGCGGCUUUCCUCAUGAUCUCUGGCUGAGUGUGAGCGCAGAGAACGUGUCCGUGUAUAAAAGAGGCGAAGCCAAACCUUUGGAGACCUUCCCCUAUGAACACAUUGUUUUCUUUGGAGCUCCUCUUCCUAGCACAUAUAAGAUCACAGUGGAUGGGAGAGAUAUGUUCUUUGAGACACCUCAGGUCGGGGAGAUCGCCAAAAUCAUGAAAGCCUACAUCAACAUGAUUGUGAAGAAACGAUGCAGCGUCAGAUCAGUGGCCAGUUUUGGAAGCAACUGGAUCAGGUGAUCACAUUUGAGACAAGACUUACCUGAUGGAAAAAUGGGAGCAGCUCACAUGAAUAUGGUUUGAAGAAUAUCUGAGAAGUACAUAGAGGAUGCAGGACCCAGUUAGGGGACAAAUAUCACUUGUUUGUUCACCCUUACAAAUAAUAUGCAUAUGUGUAGACAACCAUCCUGUGUACACUGUGUCCUAACCAGGUGCAGCGUCGUGUAAUUUGUAUGUCCACAAUGAAGACGAAAAUUCUGCGGAUGCACUCCUGAAUGCUUUAACCAUGUUCCUUUCUGGUUUUGUUGAUCAAUUACGAGACGUAAUGAAACACACUUUAAAGUAAAAAGAUCAAUGCAGGGUCUUAAAGUGUUUGUUGAAAGUGUUUUAUGUCAAACACUCUGAAGUAAUUGUCAACAGUAAUGUUAAAACUUUGCCUUACUUCAUAUAAGGGCUAGCCUGUGUAGAGUUGUGUCAUUUCUGUGUCUUUCUGUGUUAAUUGUGCAGGAAUUUGUUCCAGAACCUUCACUCAGGUUCCUCGAGUUAAGAGAAUGAGGAAAGUUUCUCAGAAUGUCAAUGCCUUAAUGUCUUGCCGUUUUCAUCCUACAUUCAUUCAUAUAUUAUGCAUAAGAAGUUCUGGGUUGAGCUCAGGUACAGUAUAAAAGACAGAAAAGAUAAGCAAUAUCCCAGAAUUUAAAUGCAGUCAGUGUUAUGGUUGUCAUAGCAACAAGAGAUAAAACUUAUCUGAUAGGAACUAGUAUAUGGACAUUAACUGUAAUACUGGUGAAAAGCUGUGACAGUUCUGUUGAACACAAAAGAAGAUAUUUUGAUAAAUGAUGGUAACCACACAGUUGAUGCCACCCAUUGACUUCCAUAGUAGGAAAAACAAAUACUAUGGAAGACAAUGAGUCCCUUUAACUUUAUGCUUACCAUCACACAUCAAAAUAUCUUCUAAAUGAUGACAGAACUUGAAUUUUUAAGUGAACUAUCCAUUUAAGUAAAAAAGGUCAGUUGUCAAUUUCUUUGGUCAAACAAUUAAAAGAUCCUUUUAGUUCACAAGUCAGACUUUUUAAAGGAGAAGUGUGUGUGGUUAAGAAUGUGUGUGUGUUUUUUUAAGGAAGCCUGCGUUAUUGUUACUGAAGGAUGAUAAAUAAUUAUGGGUGGGCUGGGUAUUUAUUCAGUGUUAGUGUUUCUGUGUGGAUGUUGAUGGCUUAAUGAUGUAAUGGACUGUUAUAAUACAUGAGUGGAGAAUGUCACUGUGGUAUCAUUUUAUGGUACCAUGACACCAUGCAGAGUUUUGCUCAUUUUUGCUCCAUUAUUGAAUGUGGUCAGCUGCAGGUCAGCUCAAUGCCAGAGUUCACCCUCAUCAGAUAUAUUAGUUUAGAGACAAAAUAUUUCUGCUUCUGUAGAGGAUGAAAAUCACAAAAGUUUCUUUUUUUGUAACUGGAUUUACAAAAUGCUUUAAUAAAUUAUUUCAAU